CAACAUCACAUAUGUAAUAACCUAAACAGCUGAUCUGUAUCACAUGAAUUGUUAUGUGUGCCUUUAAUUAUACCAUACGUACAGUUAAUCAGAACCAUUAUUUAUUAUCUGUCUAAACCAUUUAAUACUCUUUUUACAGACACGACCAGAUCACUGAGAGGUAUCGGGUAUUGAUGUAACUGGAGUGAAUAAGGAAACCUUCUUCCUGAGCACAGACAUUGGAGCCUGUUAUCAGCAUGAACUCAUAUGUGUUAGACAAACACUUGUAUAGUUCAUAUCCCUCCUUCACUACAGAAAGCAUCAGAAUGAUACCGCAAACUCCAAAAAUCUUAGACACCAAUGACUAUUCACAAACAUUGGGGAUAUCACAAAAGAUAUUAAAAGAUGAUGGUGAAUUAGCAGGACCUGGCCAGCAGUCAUUAUGUACAGAGAGUGAUUUAGUCAUCAAACAAGAGGAAAUCAUUUAUGAAAUUAUUAUCCCAGAGGAUAAACCACAUACAUUUACUGAUUUUUCAAAACAUAUUAAAGAAGAAAAAAGUCUACAGUCUAACCAAAUGAUUCAUACAAAGGAGAACCCUUUCAAAUGUACAGAAUGUAAGAAAAGCUUUAGAUGGAAGUCUCAUCUACUAGAACAUUACAAAAUUCACACAGGUGAUAAACCACACACAUGUACUGAGUGCGGUAAAUGUUUUACACAAAUGGGUAAUCUGAAAACUCAUAAAAAGAUUCACACAGGAGAAAAGCCUUUCACAUGUAUAGAGUGUGGAAAAAGUUUUACACACAAGAGUGAGCUGAAAACUCAUGAAAGGAUUCACACAGGAGAAAAGCCGUUCACAUGUAUAGAGUGUGGAAAAUGUUUUACACAAAUAAAUAGUCUGAAAACUCAUGAAUUGAGUCACACGGGAGAAAAGCCUUUCACAUGUAUACAGUGUGGAAAAAGUUUUACAGAAAAAAGUAAUCUGAAAACUCAUGAAAGGAGUCACACAGGAGAAAAGCCUUUCACAUGUACAGAGUGUGGAAAAUGUUUUAGAGACAAAAGUAAUCUGAAAACUCAUGAAAGGAUUCACACAGGAGAAAAGCCUUUCACAUGUACAGAUUGUGGAAAAAGUUUUAUACAAAUAAAUAGUCUGAAAACUCAUGAAUUGAGUCACACGGGAGAAAAGCCUUUCACAUGUAUACAGUGUGGGAAAUGUUUUACACUAAAGAGUAAUCUGAUAUAUCAUGAAAGGAGUCACACAGGAGAAAAGCCUUUCACAUGUUUAACGUGUGGAAGAAGUUUUACAGACAAAAGUAAUCUGAAAACUCAUGAAAGGAUUCACACAGGAGAAAAGCCUUUCACAUGUACAGAGUGUGGAAAAAGUUUUACAGACAAAAGUAAUCUGAAAACUCAUGAAAGGAGUCACACAGGAGAAAAGCCGUUCACAUGUACAGAGUGUGGGAAAUGUUUUACACAUAAGGGUAGUCUGAAAACUCAUGAAAGGAUUCACAAGGGAAGAAACCUUCUCUCACUAUUAUCAGGUCUUAGUAACAUAUCUUUCAGUGAUCUUCCACGUUUGAACCCAACCAGUGGAGUCACACAGGAUGCAAAGGACUUGGUGAUACGGGAAGCGGACAAAGGAGGAGCCCUGGUCUUGCAGGACUAUCGUGAUUAUAAGCAAGAAAUUGUGCAGCAACUAUCCGAUAGUGAGACAUACAGACGAUUACCGGGCAAUCCUACAGGAUCAUUUAAAACAAGAAUUGACAAUUAUCUGGAAUGUCUAUAUCAACAAGGCAUGAUAGAUAAAGCCCUGAGGGAUUAUUUACAAGGGGAAUAUCCCAUUGUCCCUGUGAUCUACACCUUACCUAAGGUGCACAAAAAUCCCAUCACUCCUCCAGGAAGGCCAAUUGUGUCACAGUUUAAGCGAGUGGUACGCAAUAAUAGCAACCAGGAGAAGAAGGAACAGCAAUUACACGAGAUGUAUAAGAAAUUUACAGAUCGGGGAUAUGGAUCCAAGCAUCUUGACCAGUCACUAGUGGAGGCAUCACUGCUUACACAAGAACAGGCACUCACUAAGUUGGAGAAAGAUAGGAGUGAAAAGAAAAUGAUCUUCACCACCAUAUUUUCACCGGAAAAAGUACAGUUCUCCAAUAUCUUGAAGGAACAUUGGGAAAUUCUGGAGAGUGACAAAACCUUACCCUUUGCAUCCUGUGUGACUCCACUGGUUGGGUUCAAACGUGGAAGAUCACUGAAAGAUAUGUUACUAAGACCUGAUAAUAGUGAUAGCUAUAUGCCAAGCGUUAAGAUAUCGAAUAAUAUCCCUCAGAUGAUCAAAGACAACUACCUGCCCCUUUUAACCGAACUGCGCACCCUAAAAGACAAAUGGGACUACACUUAUAUCUCAUGGAUAGGUAGAGCUGCUGAGCUGUCUAAAGAGAGGGUGAAGAUCAUUGAGAGUUCCAGCACUAGUGCAGUGUCAGUCCAUGGGAUGGACACAAGUUACACCCUUAGGAAGGGUAAUGACAAUGACUCCAGACAAGACAAUACAGUCCAGUGCCAUGCCAAUACACAACAAAGAAAGACAACAGUACAAGCUGUCUAUAGAGAGACUGAAAACUUAGAGGAAUAUGAAGACAUUCUGGGUCUGACCUUGGAACCAGCUUUUCAGAUUUGUACACUUAAGAAAACAGUAAGCAAAUUUCCAUCAGCUUUGUUUGCUACCAUGCUAAUUGACCAACAAGCCGUAGGAUUCCAAAUGGAUUGUGGAGCAGACUGUCUUGUCAUACCAGCAAGCCAGUGCCAUGCCAAUACACAACAAAGAAAGACAACAGUACAAGCUGUCUAUAGAGAGACUGAAAACUUAGAGGAAUAUGAAGACAUUCUGGGUCUGACCUUGGAACCAGCUUUUCAGAUUUGUACACUUAAGAAAACAGUAAGCAAAUUUCCAUCAGCUUUGUUUGCUACCAUGCUAAUUGACCAACAAGCCGUAGGAUUCCAAAUGGAUUGUGGAGCAGACUGUCUUGUCAUACCAGCAAGGUUCAUCGAAAUGGAGGAUAGGUUGUCUGGGCUCGAGUAUACUGUAGUAACACACGACACUCAGUUAGACGACCUACUGAAACAAAAUAUAAAUCUGCACCAGAGACUAGAAGACCUAGAAAACAGGUCGCGCCGCAAUAAUUUGCGCAUUCUAGGAAUACCUGAAAGUUUAAAACCUAAAGAUCUUAUCCGCUUUGUAGAGGACACCCUGCCUAGGCUCCUUAAACUGACCCCAGCUGUGUUUAAAGGUAGUGUAGAACAAGCUCACAGGGUAGGCCCAGAAAGGCAAACAGAUAGAGGUAACACACAACCCAGACAGGUUAUGACCAGACUGCUACAUUUCCAGCUCAAGGUAGAGAUGCUGCAAGCCUAUAGAAGACCUUCCCCUGUUUUGUUUGAAGGCUCUAAACUUUUAAUAUUUCAAGACUACUCCUCUGAGUUAAUGAGAAAGCGUAAAGAAAUUUCACCAAUUUGUUCUGAAUUGAACAGGAAGAGGGAAAAAGUGUACCUUCUGUACCCAGCUAGACUGAAGCUGUUGACCCCCUCUGGCCCAACGUUUUUUGACUCCCCGCAAGAAGCUAAUGAGUAUUUGGGCCAUAUAAACAUUAGCAUCUGGUUAUCAAACCAUGGAUCCCUAACCUCUCUUGAAAGUGAGAUCUUAUCUGAACUCCAUAAAGAAACAGAGCUACCUAGUGACUGUGAGAAAGACGAAGUCACCGGACUUUACCUUCACAACAAGAAAAUCUAUGUUCCCAAAAAACUCAGAGAUGUCAUUCUACAUCAUCAUCACGACAAUGUUUUAGCAGGACAUAAAGGCAUACAAAAAACCACAGAGCUAAUUAAACGCUACUUCUGGUGGCCUCAUAUGGAACUUUCUAUUAUCUCCUAUAUAAAAAAAUGUGAUAUAUGUGCAAGAAACAAAGUUAUACACAAAAAACCAAUUGGAUAUCUCUCACCACUACCAAUACCGUCUAUGCCAUGGUCCACCAUCUCCAUGGAUUUCAUAGUAGAUCUACCCUCAUCUCAACACUUUACCACAAUAUUAGUAGUUGUUGAUCACUUAACAAAACUUGCACAUUUCAUCCCUCUCAAGAAUCUACCUACUGCUAUGACUACAGCUGGAGUAUUUUUGAAACACAUAGUACGCUUACAUGGCAUUCCCACUACCAUCAUUUCUGAUCGGGGUACACAGUUUACCUCAGCUCUCUGGAAAUCACUUUGUAAACUCCUACAAAUAGAGACUAGGUACUCAACUUCAUUCCACCCUCAAACCAACGGGUUGACUGAACGCCUAAAUCAGACUUUAGAGCAGUUCCUAAGAUGUUACAUAACCCACUUACAGGACGAUUGGAUUGAAUACCUACCUAUGGCAGAAUUCUCUUAUAACAAUUCUAUAUCAACAUCCACGAAGAUGACUCCAUUCUUUGCCACUUAUGGAUAUAAUCCAUCCACUAUAGCCAUAUCGCAUGCCCCGGUCUCUUGUCCAAGUAUUACUGAUUUCACCUCAACACUAAAAGACAGACUAGACAUACUCAAACUUCAUUUAAGUGAGGCUAAAGAGCGUCAGAAAAAAUAUUAUGACUAUCAUCAUUCACCAACACCUCUCUACAAAAUAGGUGACUUAGUGCUACUCUCUACCAAACAUCUUAAGCUUCAGCUCCCCAGCAAGAAAUUAGCUAAUCAAUAUAUCGGACCGUACCCCAUUAUUUCCAUAGUGAAUCCGAAUGCUGUAAAGUUGAAAUUACCCAUUGAUUGUAGGUUGCACCCUGUAUUCCACGUCUCCCUCCUAAAACCUUAUGACUCCCCUCAUCAAUCAUCUCCUCUCCCUCCUGUUCUGCUUCAGGAUGGCCCGGAGUAUGAGGUGGAGCGAAUUCUUGACUCCAGGGUACGGAGACGUUCUCUCCAGUAUUUGGUUAAGUGGAAAGGUUAUGACAAACACUUGUAUAGUUCAUAUCCCUCCUUCACUACAGAAAGCAUCAGAAUGAUACCGCAAACUCCAAAAAUCUUAGACACCAAUGACUAUUCACAAACAUUGGGGAUAUCACAAAAGAUAUUAAAAGAUGAUGGUGAAUUGGCAGGAACUGGACAGCAAUCAUUAUGUACAGAGAGUAAUUUAGUCAUCAAACAAGAGGAAAUCAUUUAUGAAAUUAUUAUCCCAGAGGAUAAACCACACACAUUUACUGAUUUUUCAAAACAUAUUAAAGAAGAAAAAAGUCUACAGUCUAACCAAAUGAUUCAUACAGAGGAGAACCCUUUCAAAUGUACAGAAUGUAAGAAAAGCUUUAGAUGGAAGUCUCAUCUACUAGAACACUACAAAAUUCACACAGGUGAGAAACCACACACAUGUACUGAGUGUGGUAAAUGUUUUACACAAAUGGGUAAUCUGAAAACUCAUAAAAAGAUUCACACAGGAGAAAAGCCUUUCACAUGUAUAGAGUGUGGAAAAAGUUUUACACACAAGAGUGAGCUGAAAACUCAUGAAUUGAGUCACACGGGAGAAAAGCCUUUCACAUGUAUAGAGUGUGGAAAAAGUUUUACAGAAAAAAGUAAUCUGAAAACUCAUGAAAGGAGUCACACAGGAGAAAAGCCUUUCAGAUGUACAGAGUGUGGAAAAUGUUUUAGAGACAAAAGUAAUCUGAAAACUCAUGAAAGGAUUCACACAGGAGAAAAGCCUUUCACAUGUACAGAUUGUGGAAAAAGUUUUAUACAAAUAAUUAGUCUGAAAACUCAUGAAUUGAGUCACACGGGAGAAAAGCCUUUCAUAUGUAGAGAGUGUGGGAAAUGUUUUACACUAAAGAGUAAUCUGAUAUAUCAUGAAAGGAGUCACACAGGAGAAAAGCCUUUCACAUGUUUAACGUGUGGAAGAAGUUUUACAGACAAAAGUAAUCUGAAAACUCAUGAAAGGAUUCACACAGGAGAAAAGCCUUUCACAUGUUCAACGUGUGGAAAAAGUUUUACAGACAAAAGUAAUCUGAAAACUCAUGAAAGGAGUCACACAGGAGAAAAGCCGUUCACAUGUACAGAGUGUGGGAAAUGUUUUACACAUAAGGGUAGUCUGAAAACUCAUGAAAGGAUUCACAAGGGAAGAAACCUUUCACAUUACAAACACUUGUAUAGUUCAUAUCCCUCCUUCACUACAGAAAGCAUCAGAAUGAUACCGCAAACUCCAAAAAUCUUAGACACCAAUGACUAUUCACAAACAUUGGGGAUAUCACAAAUGAUAUUAAAAGAUGAUGGUGAAUUGGCAGGAACUGGGCAGCAGUCAUUAUGUACAGAGAAUAAUUUAGUCAUCAAACAAGAGGAAAUCAUUUAUGAAAUUAUUAUCCCAGAUAAUGAACCACACACACAUACUGAGUUUUCAAAACAUAUUAAAGAAGAAAAAAGUCCACAGUCUAACCAAAUGUUUCAUACAAAGGAGAAACCUUUCAAAUGUACAGAAUGUGAGAAAAGCUUUAGAUGGAAGUCUCAUCUACUAGAACACUACAAAAUUCACACAGGUGAGAAACCACACACAUGUACUGAGUGCGGUAAAUGUUUUACACGAAUGGGUAAUCUGAAAACUCAUAAAAAGAGUCACACAGGAGAAAAGCCUUUCACAUGUACAGAGUGUGGAAAAUGUUUUACACACAAGUGUGAGCUGAAAACUCAUGAAAGGAUUCACACAGGAGAAAAGCCGUUCACAUGUACAGUGUGUGGAAAAUGUUUUACACAAAUAAAUAGUCUGAAAACUCAUGAAAUGAUUCACACAGGAGAAAGGCCCUUCACAUGUACAGAGUGUGGAAAAAGUUUUACAGAAAAAAGUAGUCUGAAAACUCAUGAAAGGAGGCACACAGGAGAAAAGCCUUUCACAUGUACAGAGUGUGGAAAAAGUUUUACAGACAAAAGUAAUCUGAAAACUCAUGAAAAGAGUCACACGGGGGAAAAGCCUUUUACAUGUACAGAGUGUGGAAAAAGUUUUAUGCAAAAAAGUUAUCUGAAAAGUCAUGAACUAAUUCACACAGGAGAAGAGCCUUUCACAUGUACAGAGUGUGGAAAAUGUUUUACACAAAUAAAUAGUCUGAAAAGUCAUGAAAUGAGUCACACAGGAGAAAGGCCCUUCACAUGUACAGAGUGUGGAAAAAGUUUUACAGAAAAAAGUAAUCUGAAAACUCAUGAAAGAAUUCACACAGGAGAAAAGCCGUUCACAUGUACAGCGUGUGGAAAACGUUUUACAGACAAAAGUAAUCUGAAAACUCAUGAAAGGCGUCACACAGGAGAAAAGCCUUUCACUUGUACAGAGUGUGGGAAAUGUUUUACACAUAAGAGCAGUCUGAAAACUCAUGAAAGGAUUCACAAGGGAAGAAACCUUUCAUAUGUUUGGAAAGAAGUAGAAUAUUUACAGAUUGACCUCAAUAACAUCAAAGUGGCCAUUGCUACAUUGGAGGAGGAAAUUCGUCAGAGUAUUUCUACAGAUGAAUGGGACAAACUAAUAUCUGCUAAUAAAGAAUUACUCACUGAGAUGAGAGCUACGAUCGAGGAAAGGAAGAGGUUAAAGUUCCAAAGGGACUCUGAUGAUUAUUCCUCCAAUCGAAUUUACCGCUGGGUAUACGACCCUAUGGGAAAAGAGCGCUACGUUACUUCCGGCGCAAGGAGAAGGCAACAGCGACGCAAUGCAGCGUCAGGCAGCAGCUCCGACUCAUCCUCUGAUUUUUUACAAACAGAGGCCUCCGACAGUGCAGGAGAAGGGGCCGGAAACAUCGGGGGCACAAGCAAGGCAACCAAGAGGAUUCACACAGGAGAAAAGCCUUUCGCAUGUACAGAGUGUGGAAAAAGUUUUAUACAGAAGAGUCAUCUGAAAAAGCAUGAAAGAAGUCACACAGGAGAAAAGCUUUUCACAUGUGCAGAGUGUAGAAAAAGUUUUACAGAAAAAAGUAAUCUGAAAAUGCAUGAAAGGAUUCACACAGGAGAAAAGCUGUUCACAUGUACAGAGUGUGGGAAAAGUUUUAUACAAAAGAGUGAACUGAAAAGUCAUGAAAGGAUUCACACAGGAGAAAAGCCUUUUACAUGUACAGAGUGUGGAAAAAGUUUUACACAAAAAAAUGAGCUGAAAACUCAUGAAAGGAUUCACACAGGAGAAAAUCCAUUCACAUGUACAGAGUGUGGAAAAUUUUGUAUACAUAAGAGUGAACUGAAAACUCAUGAAAGGAUUCACACUGGGGAAAAGCCUUUCACUUGUACAGAGUGUGGGAAAUGUUUUACACUAAAGUGUAAUCUGAAAACUCAUGAAAGGAUUCACACAGGAGAAAAGCCUUUCACAUGUACAGAGUGUGGAAAAAGUUUUACACAAAUAAAUAGUCUGAAAAAGCAUGAAACUAGUCACACAGGAGAAAAGCCUUUCACAUGUACAGAGUGUGGGAAAUUGACAAUAUGCUCAUCUCAGCUACUAGAACACCACAACAUUCACACAGGUGAGAAACCACACACAUGUACUCAGUGUGGCAAAUAUUUUACACAAAUGGGUAAUCUGACAACUCAUAAAAAGAUUCACACAGGGGAAAAGCCUUUCACAUGUACACAUUGUGGAAAAUGUUUUACACAAAAGAGUAAUCUGAAAAAACAUGAAAGUAUUCACACAGGAGAAAAGCCGAUCAAAUGUACAGAGUGUGGAAAAAGUUUUAUACAAAAGAGUGAACUAAAAGUUCAUGAAAGGAUUCACACAGGAGAAAAGCCUUUCACAUGUACAGAGUGUGGAAAAAGUUUUACAGAAAAAAGUAAUCUGAAAAUGCAUGAAAGGAUUCACACAGGAGAAAAGCCGUUCACAUGUACAGAGUGUGGAAAAAGUUUUACAAUAAAAAGUAGUCUGAAAAGUCAUGAAAGGAUUCACACAGGAGAAAAGCCUUUCACAUGUACAGAGUGUGGAAAAAGUUUUAUACAAAAGAGUGAACUAAAAGUUCAUGAAAGGAUUCACACAGGAGAAAAACCUUUCACAUGUACAGAGUGUGGGAAAUGUUUUACACAUAAGAGUCAUCUGAAAAGACAUGAAAGGAUUCACACAGGGGAAAAGCCAUUCACAUGUACAGAGUGUGGAAAAAGUUUUACACAUAAGAGUGAGCUGAAAACUCAUGAAAGGUUUCACACAGGAGAAAAGCCUUUCACAUGUACAGAGUGUGGAAAAGGUUUUACACAAAAGAGUGAGCUGAAAACUCAUGAAAGGUUUCACACAGGAGAAAAGCCUUUCACAUGUACAGAGUGUGGAAAAGGUUUUACAGAGAAGAGUAGUCUGAAAAAGCAUGAAAGGAUUCACACAGGAGAAAAGCCGUUCAUAUGUACAAAGUGUGGAAAAAGUUGUAUACAUAAGAGUGAACUGAAAAUUCAUGAAAGGAUUCACACAGGGGAAAAGCCUUUCACAUGUACAGAGUGUGGAAAAAGUUUUACACUAAAGAGUAAUCUGAAAAGUCAUGAAAGGAUUCACACAGGAGAAAAGCCUUUCACAUGUACAGAGUGUGGAAAAUGUUUUACACAAAUAAAUCAUCUGAAAAAGCAUGAAAGGAUUCACACAGGAGAAAAGCCUUUCACUUGUACAGAGUGUGGAAAAAGAUUUACACGAAUGCAUCAUCUGAAAAAGCAUGAAAGGAGUCACACAGGAGAAAAGCCGUUCACAUGUACAGAUUGUGGAAAAUGUUUUACACAAAUAAAUCAUCUGAAAAAGCAUGAAACUAGUCACACAGGAGAAAAGCCUUUCACAUGUACAGUGUGGGAAAUGUUUUACACAUAAGAGUUAUCUUAAAAGUCAUGAAAGGAUUUACAAGGGAAGAAACCUUUCACAUGUUUGGAAAGUAGAAAAAAGGUUUUUUUUUGUUUGUUUUUUUAAAAACAAGCUUUAUUAAAUGUUCCAUUCAGUUA
Molecule: messenger RNA, 9895 nt
Organism: Bombina bombina (fire-bellied toad)
Lineage: Eukaryota; Metazoa; Chordata; Amphibia; Anura; Bombinatoridae
Exons: 17
Coding region: 237-9767 (3176 amino acids)
Biological process (GO): regulation of transcription by RNA polymerase II; DNA integration
Molecular function (GO): RNA polymerase II cis-regulatory region sequence-specific DNA binding; DNA-binding transcription factor activity, RNA polymerase II-specific
Source: RefSeq, a predicted model, not a curated record